Messenger RNA from Kogia breviceps (pygmy sperm whale), 1298 nucleotides. RefSeq names its product ring finger and CHY zinc finger domain containing 1 (gene RCHY1). The record is from RefSeq and is a predicted model, not a curated record. Gene Ontology annotation, molecular function: zinc ion binding. NCBI's taxonomy places the organism in Eukaryota, Metazoa, Chordata, Mammalia, Artiodactyla, Physeteridae.
CGGUGGGAGCUGUACCCGGGUAGAGCGGCGAUGCUUCUCAGGGCGUAGCUUUCGUCCUGGGGGAAGGGUCCGUGGAAUUUGAAGGGAGGUGGAGGAGAUGGCGGCCUCGGCGCGGGAAGACGGCGCCCGCGGGCAAGCGCAAGGGCGGCGGGGUUGCGAGCACUAUGACAGAGGAUGUCUCCUGAAGGCACCAUGCUGUGACAAGCUUUAUUCUUGCCGGUUGUGUCAUGAUAACAAUGAAGAUCAUCUGCUAGAUCGCUUUAAAGUAAAGGAAGUGCAGUGCAUAAACUGUGAAAAAAUCCAACGUGCACAACAGACUUGUGAAGAAUGUAGCACAUUGUUUGGAGAAUAUUAUUGCAGUAUGUGCCAUCUGUUUGACAAAGACAAGAAACAGUAUCAUUGUGAAAACUGUGGAAUUUGUAGGAUUGGUCCAAAGGAAGAUUUUUUCCACUGUCUGAAAUGUAACUUAUGCCUCACAAUAAAUCUCCAAGGAAAGCACAAGUGUAUUGAAAAUGUUUCCCGGCAGAAUUGUCCAAUAUGUUUGGAGGACAUUCACACAUCCCGUAUUGUUGCUCAUGUCUUGCCAUGUGGACAUCUUUUACACAGAACGUGUUAUGAAGAAAUGUUGAAAGAAGGCUACAGAUGUCCAUUAUGUAUGCACUCUGCUUUAGAUAUGACUAGGUACUGGAGACAGCUGGAUGAUGAGGUAGCACAGACUCCUAUGCCAUCAGAAUAUCAGAACAUGACUGUGGAUAUUCUCUGCAAUGAUUGCAAUGGAAAAUCUACAGUCCAGUUCCAUAUAUUAGGCAUGAAAUGUAAUAUUUGUGAGUCCUACAAUACUGCUCAGUCUGGAGGAUGUAGAAUUUCAGUAGAUCAGCAAUGACCAACCUAUACUGCACUGGACAGCUCAGCAUUUUCUGAUAUAGAAAGAGGCUAUCUUUUUAUCAUGAUUUGUCAGAAUCUGUGCAUUAGAGUUGAUGUGUUUUGUAUUCAUGUCACAGAGUAAAAUCAUAUUACAGGACUUAAGGAUUCAGGGUCUCUUUAUAGAAUUAUCACAGCUCUACAUUGAAUGAAAGCCACCAUGCUUGUGUUUUGAUUGGAAAUUCCUUUGGUGUCAGUUGUUUGGAAGUUAAUGUUUACCAUUGAAAUUCACAUCCAUAGAUGUAUUAUACUUACAUGGAACUUUAUUUUAAGUGACACUGUGCACACAAUUCAUUUCUAGUUCUUGAUAGAACUGUACUUAAUUCUCAGUAUUAUUCUUGACUUUUUUUUUUUUUUUUUUUUGCGGUACGCGGGCC